Messenger RNA from Dioszegia hungarica, 3267 nucleotides. RefSeq lists its product as uncharacterized. Gene Ontology annotation, biological process: positive regulation of translation. The transcript has 4 exons. The record is from RefSeq and is a predicted model, not a curated record. NCBI's taxonomy places the organism in Eukaryota, Fungi, Basidiomycota, Tremellomycetes, Tremellales, Bulleribasidiaceae. Gene Ontology annotation, molecular function: RNA binding. Bases 1 to 3267 code for a protein of 1088 amino acids. Gene Ontology annotation, cellular component: cytoplasmic stress granule; cytosol.
AUGACCGCCGCGCCUACCUCUCCUCAGCCUAACGGCUCCACGCCCCUCUCCCCUUCAUCCUCCACAUCCGUCUUCAACGCUCUCGGAUCGUACGCCGACCGGAUCCGCGACAAGGACAUGACGGACGGUCUCAGCCCCAGCACCUCUGCUGGCGGCGCGAGCAGCAGCAAGAAAUCACCCAAGCCCUCCAAAUCCACCGAAUUGCCAAACGGCACCACGUCACAUCCCGCUGCUGCGUCGUCGAGCAGUACGUCGAAGCCCCGCGAGGCGAAAUCGAACGCCAUGCCGCCUCCGCCACCGCCCAAGGCUGCUCCGGCACCAAGAGGGCGUGCAGUUAAGGAAAAGGAAGAGAAGGAACCCGAGAAGGCUCAGGGACAGGAGGAUGAGGGAGCAUGGGAGACUGUACCAGCUGGCAAGCCAAGGCGGAAGGAGAAGGAGGGAACGGCCAGUACGAAUUGGCGUGACCGGCCCAAGGAGAAGAGGGACUCGAGUGCAUGGCGGAAUGGGGAUGACGAGAAGGUCAGGGGUGAAGGGAAGAAGAAGGGCGGACAAGCCGCAGGGGCGUCAACGACAAGUGCGAGGUCAACGAGUACGCACGCCGUCCCGUCCUCAUCCUCCACCUCCGCCACACCCUCGACCACUGCCCGGGCGGCAUCCGUCACUCCUGCUUCCACGACACGGAAAGCAUGGGGUAUCGUCACUCCCUCUCCGACUGUUCCGAUCGCUGCUUCUCCCCUUGCGUCCACGUCCAAACCACGCGUCGGUACCCAGACCCCUCCCUCCGCCGCGCCGUCCAAGGCAGUCCCGACUGAGACACCCAAGAGCACGCCUUCGGCGAGAACGACCACCCCACCCUCUCCUUCGGUCAACGGCGCAAGUACCGCCGUCAAUACAUCCGUCACUGGCAGCGUUGCCAGUCCCAACCUGUCGGCAACGGCCGAAACCGCCAGUACGGCCACGAUGGUCACGCCUCGCGGCGGACUAGAGGAGGACGAAGACUGGCGCAUCCGGCCGCGGAAGUUGAGCGCGGAGAUGAGUGCGGUGACUCCAGAGUCGGAAACUGAGAGGGCUGAAGUGGCGGAACCGGAGGUCAAGGAGACGCGUCCUGCUCAGGCAGCACCCCCACCGUCGACCAAUGCGUGGGCGGAGCGGAGAAAAGCGAUGGGAACGACGAAUCAAGCACAAGCUGCACCGGCGCCAAAUCCUUCCUUCCCAGCUGCUUCGUCCAGCGACAGUAUCGCCAGCAAGACGAGUACGAUCACGCCUUCGCCGUCAGUGACAACGGCGAGCAAGACGGCGGGACCGGAAAAGAUGCUGUUCGGUUCGGUGGAGAUCAGCGAGAGCAAGGGGAUGGUGAAUGGUGCAAGCGCAGGGCCCGCAGUGGGCGGAACGGACGGCGUCAAGGUCGCCGCCCCGAAGAAGAAGAAGCAGGCGCAAGGGGGUCAACGGCAUGUGGUGGAUACGAAUGCGUUCCCGGAUCUUGCUCAGGCGGUGGCACAACCAAAGAAGGUGGAGAAGAAGGAGGGCAAGUCGGAGGAGAGCAGUUUGGUGGACGAUGCCGGAGCGCCACGCAAGACAAAGUGGACUGCCAUUCCCGCUACCGAGCUGCUCGCUGCAGCUGACGAGGCCAAACGGCACGCUCAAGCCGUAGCGAACCGCCUAAAACAUCAACAACAAGCCCAAAACCAGACCAGUGGACAAUCUCGAGCCCCUAUCACUACCACUAGCGCGAGCGCCAUCCUCUCCGAAUCGUCUCUCUCGCCCAAGGUCCCCCGCAAAAGGUCGGCCGAGGGCAAGAAGGGCCGAGCGAUACGUUCGGGGUCGAACGGUGCGAUUACGCUUCCACCAAACCCUAUGCGUCGGGGCAGCGGGAGUACGGUUGGUGGAACGAGCGUCGCUGGGUUGGGGAUGGGCAAGCCUGUCUUUGGGUCGUUCAGGGGCAUGGAGGGGGAGGAACAGGCGACUGGCCUGGCGCCGUCGGGCACGGUCAAUGGAGGAUCAUCGGCACCGAUGUCCCGGCAAAGUACGAGUCAAGGGCCGAGCCCUCAGCGGAGUCGUACGCAGUUGCCCUCGCCAUCGACGGAGGGAGCGGAUGUGGGAUCGACCAUGGCGAGCGAGAUUGCGGCAUUGCGGAUGGGCGCGCCGUCAUUCAAUGGCGCCCCAGGCGGGAUGAUGGGUAGCACUACGGCCCCGAUGCCCCAGUCUGGCUUCCCUACAUCAUCGGGCGCAAGCGCUCCCCGCUCGGUGAGGCCGCCCAGACAAUCAUUCUCCGGCGGCCGAGGUCGCGGGGCGUAUCGGGGCGGUUUCAAGUCGGGUAUGGCGGGCGCGAUGAACCCCGGGACGGGCGAGGUGUACAUGUCCAAUGGAAAUGGAAAUGGAAAUGGAAACGGAUAUCCAAGGGGUGCGGGAGGUUACUCAACAUUCGUACCGCAGGCCGGGCAAAUCGGUGCGAGCGGCCAGAACGGGUAUGAACCCAAUCAAGGGAUGUACGCCGUCUGGGAUCCGGUACAGGGGUACGCGAUGCCUUCGGGCAUGUAUGGGACGCCGGGCGGGGCGCAGAGACAGACACUGCCGAUGCCCCCGCCGCCUAUGCCUGUCACGCAGGCGGCUGGGCUGGAUGCGCUGCGGUUUUACGUCCUGGGACAGGUGGAGUACUACUUCUCAAUGCAGAAUCUCGCGAUGGACUUCUUCCUCCGGCAACAGAUGGACUCGGAAGGCUGGAUCGACAUUGCCAUGAUCUCCUCCUUCAACCGCAUCAAGUCCCUCACCCCCGACGUGUCCAUCAUCAAGGAGAUGAUGGCCGUCUCUGCGCUCCUCGAGGUCCGGGACGAUAAAGUCCGGUUAUCGCAUGGCGAGUCCAAGCGCUGGGUGUUACCAGACGCGAAACCCUCCCCGUUUGUCGAUGAUGGCACUGGAGAGAGUGCGGGGACGGGGGAGGAAGGGGAUGGUGGAUUGGGGCUGAGCGUCGGGUGGGGGAGUAUACCGAUUGAGAAUGGACAGGGGAAUGUGAUGGGCUUGGGGAUGGAAGAUCGGACGGGGUUCGCACAGGGGGUGGAGAACGCCCUGAUGAAGUCGAGUAGCUCGGCGCCGUCUGUUGCGGCCGGGGCUGGGGCGAAGGCGGCGGAAAGCGAGGGCGAGGGUGACGAAAAGGAGGAUGGGAAGGAUAUCAAGAUGGACUUGGAGGGAGGGAAAGACGGGGAGCAGGAAAAGAGCACAGUGACGAGUGCAAGUAGUGAUACGGCCGCGGAGCAGGUUGAGCUGAGAUGA